Molecule: messenger RNA, 2971 nt
Organism: Alligator mississippiensis (American alligator)
Lineage: Eukaryota; Metazoa; Chordata; Crocodylia; Alligatoridae
Gene: NAPSA
Product: napsin A aspartic peptidase
Exons: 9
Coding region: 1139-2326 (395 amino acids)
Biological process (GO): proteolysis
Cellular component (GO): lysosome
Molecular function (GO): aspartic-type endopeptidase activity
Source: RefSeq, a predicted model, not a curated record
AGCCCCCUGCCUCAAUACCCCCAACCCCUCUGCCCUCACCCCCCAGUAUCCUCAAUCUUCAACGUGCCCUGCUCCCACCCCUCUGGCCUGACCCACCCUGCCUAACUCCCUGCUUCAAUACCCUGCCACAAACCUCCUGCCCACACCCCGCAAAAUGCUUGAGCCUCAUCCCGUCCCUACCCCCAGCCUCCACAAACCCUUCUGCCCCCCAUAUUCCUGCCUGCCACUCACCCAGCCCCCAUCUGCCCCUGUCCAUGGCACCCCAGCCCCCACAAACACCCCUGCCCCCCACUACCUCACCUUCUACCCUCCACCCUCUCCCCCAAUCCCCACUCGCUCUUUGAUACCAGCUCAGCCCUCAUCCUGUCCCAUCCCUUGUCCCCCCCCCCCCCCCCAGCCACACAGCAGGGAUGUGGGUGGGGGGGUCACCCCAUGUGGAAACCCAUGGCUCCCUCCCCCUGCCCACCCCAAUCCAGCUGGGGGGCCACGGCACCUCUGUGGCCCCCUGGUGGCAGGAAUGGGAGAUUGCAGGGCAGGGGGCUUUGGGUCAGGAGUGACAGGCACCAGCAGGGUUGUGGGGGCCCUGGGCCAAGGGGGAGGGAGCCAGGGUUUGAGAUGACUGGGGGUGGGGAGUAGGAGUAGCAGGCUGUGACCUCAACCCCUCCAGGGAAGGGGCAGGGCAGGAUGCUAGGAAUUCCCAGGGCUGAGCUGGCGUCCCUGCCCCCACCCUGAGUCACUGGGGUGGGGUACACAGGGCGCCUCCCCUGCCUACAGCCUGGUACCCACUUGGUGCUCAUGGCAAAGUUGGGAGCCAGGACCAAUGAGGCCUGGAGCUCCAGAGACACACAGCCAAUCAGUUCCUGCACCCCUGGAGCCCUCUUAGCCAAUCAGGUGCUGAGCCCCAAGUUCUCUUGGUCAAUUGGGCCUUGCACUCAAGAGCCUCAGCCAAUGAGGAGCCACACGCUGGGCAUUGCACUCCCAGUUUCCCCAGGCCAGUGGGCGGUGGGGAAUUCCAGGCCAUCCCAUGGUCUAGAGCAGGUACCUGGUCACCCACGCCAGAGGCUGGAUGGACAGGGACACAGACAGAUUGACAGCAGCCUCCUGACGGGACAGACGGGCAGACAGACACACGCGCACCAUGAGGGGCCCAGAAGUUGUGGCUGCCAUCCUACUUAUGGCGCUCUGCACCCAGGCGCUGAUCCAGGUCCCUCUCAAAAAGUUCCCCACAGUGCGGAACCGCUUUAGGAAGACGGGGAUCCCCAUUUCUGAUCUGGUGAAAAGCAAAUGGGGGGACAAGAACCGGGCCGUGGCCCCCCAGCGCCUCCACAACUACAUGGACGCCCAGUACUACGGAGAGAUUAGCAUUGGGACCCCCCCGCAGCGCUUCACUGUCGUCUUUGACACUGGCUCUGCUAAUCUGUGGGUGCCCUCAUCUCGCUGCUGCCUGCUGCACCUGGCUUGCUGGGUGCACACCCACUACCGCUCCCUCUUCUCCUGCACCCACAAGAAAAAUGGCACUGACUUCUCCAUCCACUAUGGCAGCGGCAGCCUCAAAGGCUUCCUCAGCCAGGACACCGUCAUUGUGUCCAACGUGACAGUGCAGAACCAGACGUUUGCAGAAGCCGUCAACCUCCCAGGGCUAGUGUUCGUGGCAGCCAAGUUUGACGGGAUCCUAGGGUUGGCGUACCCCAAUAUCUCGGUGCGUGGCAUCACCCCAGUCUUUGACAACAUGAUGGAACGUGGCCUCCUGGACCAGAAUGUUUUCUCCUUCUACCUCAGCAGGAACUCAUCCGACAAUGUUGGGGGGGAGCUUCUCCUAGGAGGCAUCAACAAGGAGCGGUACAAAGGGGAUCUGCACUACAUCCCGGUAUCCCGCAAGGCAUACUGGCAGGUGCUCAUGAACAACAUAAUAUUGGGAAAGACAAAGGACCGUGAUGCAAAGACACUGUGUACAGAGGGCUGUGAAGCCAUCUUGGACACAGGGACAUCACUCAUCACUGGCCCCAGCAAGGACAUCAAGGCCCUACAUGAAAUGCUGGGGGUCACCAGCUCUUUUGGGGGGCAGUACAUCAUUGACUGUGACAAGAUCCCGGAUAUGCCCAACAUCACCUUCAACAUUGCAGGGAAGGGCUUCAACCUGAUGGCAGAGCAGUAUGUGCUCCAGGUGACCCAGGUGGGAAUAGACAUCUGCAUCAGUGGGCUCACAUCCCUGGACAUCCCAGCCCCCGCCGGGCCCCUCUGGAUCCUGGGUGACGUGUUUCUUGUCAACUACUACUCUGUCUACGACAGGGACCACAACCGCGUCGGGCUGGCUCAAGCCAAGUGAGCUCCCCACCUGCCCCAGGCUCCAUGCAAGAGGGGCCCAGCCCAGCCCCAGGCACCUCCACACAUCACACAAGACUCAGAGGGGCUGUGUGGGGCCACAGGAUGCCUGGGUUCUAUCGCAGCUCUGGCAGUAGGAAAGGGUGUAGUGGGCUUCAGCAAAGGGGCUGGUUUUACCCCAGUUCUGGGAGGGGAAUGGGGUCUGAUGGAUUAGAGCAGGGGGCUGGGUGCCAGGACUCCUGGGUUCUAUUGCAGCUCUGGAAAAAGUGUCUAAUGAAUUAAAUCAUACAGUUCAGGGGGCAGGGGACUCUAGGAGGGAAGUGGGGUCUGGUGUGUUAAACCAGGGAGGGUGAGGGUAGAGAGCCAGGAUGCCCGAGUUCUCUUGCAGCUCUGGAAAUUGAAAGAGGGUCUGAUGCAAGGGUGGGCAGUUAUUUCAGCUGGAGGGCCUCUUAACGACUUGUGGUGAGCUGUUGAGGGCUGCACAUGCAACAUCUUUCAGAAGGAAUCAUUCUAACAUAUUACAGAUAAAAAAAAUCAUAGACUAAAAAUCAAACAUCUACUGUAACAUAUUGUAAUUUUAUUUAAAAAAAAAUAUUUUUUGCCCUGAUUUGUUUUUUUGAGUAGAGGAUAUAGAUGUGAUUGCAUAAUA